Molecule: messenger RNA, 866 nt
Organism: Drosophila bipectinata
Lineage: Eukaryota; Metazoa; Arthropoda; Insecta; Diptera; Drosophilidae
Source: RefSeq, a predicted model, not a curated record
GACAUGUGGUGGAAUGGAGGCGAAUGCCGGGCUCCGGGUCUGCCGGAGACCGAUCCCGAGGUGGAGGAGACCGAGGUGCUGAGCAGCGGGGCAGAGCCUUCCGUGGGUGAGGAGAUAGAGGACCUGGACGGUGCCUACGAAGAGCUGGAGCUAAUCAAGCAGCGCCUGUUGCAGCUGCGGGAGAUACUCCUGCCGCCGCAGAAGGACAAGUGCUACCAGCAACAGGAGGAGCAGGAGAGGGAGGAAACAUCCUUCAAGACCCAGGAAAGCUUGCAGCUGAUUGAGUUGCGUCGCCAGAACUGCCAAAUGCGAUGCAAGCUUGCCACCUCAUACGAGCAUCUGAACUCCACCCGGAAGCAGAUCAAGGAGCUGGAAGGAUGGCGCUGCCUGCUCCAAACCCGCAUCCAAAACAUGACCAAGCAGGUAACACAAUUCGAAGAGUUUAAGAUCAGAGCCAUUCACCACUUUGCCCUGUGCAUUGAGCGCUGGGAGCAGCAGAAGACCACCAAGGUGGAUCACGUCACCUACCGCAACCGGAUGCAGAAAGUGGUCUACCACGCGGAUAACUGCCGCCAGGUCUUGGUGCCGCUCCACUGCCACAUGGCAGCUCGGGAGCACGUCCGUAUGGAACUGAUGCUAUUGCGUGCCUUCCUCCACAACCUCCUCGAGGCGAUGGUCAGCGACUUUCGGUUCUUCUGUCGCCAGAUGAGUGUCAGGUACACAAAAAUAUCUCUGCCGGAAGUCGGUUCCGGUCAUUCUACCAACAAGCAUUCAGCAGAUAUGGACACUCCGUCCCAUUCCUUGGCAUCAUUCGAUUUAUCGCUUCGUAAUUUUACCGAAUAAUGUUUCCAUUUUCAUUUCCCGAA